This is a messenger RNA of Symbiodinium sp. CCMP2456, 735 nucleotides long. The record is from the annotation of a GenBank genome assembly. NCBI's taxonomy places the organism in Eukaryota, Dinophyceae, Suessiales, Symbiodiniaceae.
AUGGGCCACACUGUUGUGUGGUUCCGGCCCGUAGGCAAGGGCAAGGGCCCAGCACUGCCAAAAGCUGAAGGGGCCGAACCGGCGGCGGCCGAUGCGCCGCCUGCUGCGGCGGAGCAAGCGGCCGGCGAGGCCGCGCCCAAAGCCGGGAAGGGCCCGAAGGGGCCCAAGGGACCGGCGAAGGGGCCAGGCAAAGGCCCACCAGCGCCGGCAGGGAAAGGUCCUCCGGCCCCUGCUGGGAAGGGUCCAGGUGGGCCCCCUGCCGCGAAAGGCGGCGCGAAGGGCGGCGGCAAGCCCGGCAAAGGCGGCAAGGCAUCGCUGGAGACGAAACCGGCAGUGAAGCCGUCCCAGCCGAUGAAGCCAUUGUGGUGGAACAAGAUGCUCUUUGGAGCCCAGCUACAAAAAGGAGAGACAAUCUGGGAUGAGGUCAAGGACGAGAUGGACAAGCUUCCUAUAGGGGAGCUCACUCUGCGCUUCAGUAAGUCAGCGGUGGCCCAGAAAGAGAAGCCCAAGAAAGAAGAAGGCGAGAAGAAGAAGGAGGAGCUGGCGCUCAUUCGCAUCAUCACAGAUCCACAGAUCGUGGUGGGUAAGGAGGCCUCCCUGCGGAAGCUUCCAGAACCCAGUGAGGUGGCACGGGCCUUGGACGAACUGAAUGACAAGAUCCUGGACAUUGAGAUGCUCCAGGUGGUCAAGGACAAUGCCUGCCCCAAUCCGGCACAGCUGAAGGAGCUUCAGGAA